AUGAGGAGGGCAUACUUUAUCAUAUGUGAAACAGUAUAUAGUUUGCACUGCGUACUCGCUGCUACUCUGGGAGAACUCCACAUUCCUUUCCCGUCUGCUCAUCUAGCGACUGUAGCCUAUAACUCGCUGAGAGUUGACAAAGAACCAAAACGAAGUACAACUACCAAAGUUCUCUCAUUGGAAGCAAAUAUUUUUAUUAGAUCUUUUACAUCAGGAGACACCCGGCAAUUGAGAACUGCCGUUAAUUCAUUUCUUGAUUUACUAAUCCUUGUCUCAAAGGCAAUAGAUGAGUUUACACCUCCUGAUUUCAUAAUUAAAGAAUGUCCCUUAAUGAUUUAA
Molecule: messenger RNA, 339 nt
Organism: Daphnia magna
Lineage: Eukaryota; Metazoa; Arthropoda; Branchiopoda; Diplostraca; Daphniidae
Gene: Tcs6
Exons: 3
Coding region: 1-339 (112 amino acids)
Cellular component (GO): EKC/KEOPS complex
Source: RefSeq, a predicted model, not a curated record